GGCGGGGGGCGCCGCCCGGCACCCCGCCCCGGCCGCACCGCCCAGCGCAGCCCGGGGGCAGCGCAGCCCAGCCCCGGGGCAGCCGCCCCGCAGGCACCGCGGAAGGGAUGAUCCGAACGGCGCUCGGCUGGGCUCGCAGCUGAACGCGCCUCCAUCCCUCCCUCCCUCUUCUCCCUCCCUCUUUUUUUUCUCUCUCUCUCUCGGCUCUCCUCCUCCCUAACUCACUGGAUAUUACCAGCCGCCGGGCUCGCCGCCGCCUCUCCCCCAGCCAUGAAUCCCGCCGAAGGGGCGGCGGAGGAAGGCGCUGUCCCUGACUCCGAGGUGGAUGCUUUCUUCCGAACAGGUUCUUUUCGAAAUGAUGGUUUGAAAGCUGCUGAUGUCCUUCCUAUACUGAAGGAGAAAGUGGCCUUUGUGUCAGGUGGCCGUGAUAAACGAGGUGGUCCGGUCUUGACCUUCCCAGCCCGCAGCAAUCAUGACAGAAUAAGGCAGGAAGACCUUCGUAAACUUGUGACUUAUUUGGCCAGCGUGCCAAGUGAAGAUGUUUGCAAGCGAGGAUUCACUGUUAUUAUCGAUAUGCGGGGAUCCAAAUGGGAUUUGAUCAAGCCUCUCCUAAAAACCCUUCAAGAAGCCUUUCCUGCUGAAAUUCAUGUUGCCCUGAUUAUAAAACCUGAUAAUUUUUGGCAGAAGCAGAAAACAAACUUCGGCAGUUCCAAGUUCAUCUUUGAGACAAGUAUGGUGUCUGUGGAAGGCCUGGCAAAGCUUGUGGAUCCUUCUCAACUGACAGAUGAGUUUGAAGGGUCCUUGGAUUACAACCACGAUGAAUGGAUAGAGCUGCGUGUCUCCUUGGAAGAGUUUUUCAACAGUGCCAUCCAUUUAUUAUCGAGGCUGGAGGAUCUCCAGGAAAUGUUGGCUAGGAAGGAGUUUCCAGUUGAUGUUGAGGGCUCAAGAAGGCUGAUUGAUGAGCACACACAGCUUAAGAAAAAAGUGAUUAAAGCUCCUGUGGAAGAACUGGAUCGUGAGGGCCAGAGGUUAUUACAAUGCAUAAGAUCCAGUGAUGGUUUUUCUGGUAGGAACUGCAUUCCUGGAAGUGCAGAUUUUCAAAGUCUUGUGCCAAAGAUCACCAGCCUUUUAGACAAGCUGCAUUCUACCCGGCAACACUUGCAUCAGAUGUGGCAUGUCCGCAAGUUGAAACUGGAUCAGUGCUUUCAACUCCGGCUUUUUGAGCAAGAUGCAGAGAAGAUGUUCGACUGGAUCAGCCACAACAAAGAGUUGUUCCUGCAGAGUCACACAGAGAUCGGUGUGAGCUACCAGCACGCCCUGGACCUGCAGACACAGCACAACCACUUUGCCAUGAAUUCCAUGAAUGCCUAUGUCAACAUCAAUCGAAUCAUGUCUGUGGCAUCACGGCUCUCCGAGGCAGGCCACUAUGCUUCCCAGCAAAUCAAACAAAUAUCCAGCCAGCUGGACCAGGAGUGGAAGAGUUUUGCUGCAGCUCUGGAUGAGCGCAGCACCAUCUUAGCCAUGUCUGCUGUCUUCCACCAGAAAGCUGAACAGUUCCUUUCAGGUGUGGAUGCCUGGUGCAAAAUGUGCAGUGAUGGAGGCCUCCCCUCAGAAAUGCAAGACCUGGAGCUGGCCAUCCACCAUCACCAGACCCUCUAUGAGCAAGUGACCCAGGCCUACACAGAGGUGAGCCAGGAUGGAAAAGCUUUGCUGGAUGUCCUACAGCGUCCCUUGAGUCCUGGAAAUUCUGAAUCCCUUACUGCUACUGCAAACUACUCCAAGGCUGUUCACCAGGUGUUGGAUGUGGUACAUGAAGUCCUGCAUCACCAGCGCCGCCUAGAAAGCAUCUGGCAACACAGAAAGGUCCGGCUACAUCAAAGGCUGCAGCUCUGUGUUUUCCAGCAGGAUGUUCAACAGGUACUGGACUGGAUUGAAAAUCAUGGGGAAGCCUUUCUGAGCAAACACACGGGAGUGGGGAAGUCUCUGCACAGAGCACGAGCGCUGCAGAAAAGACAUGAUGAUUUUGAAGAGGUAGCACAGAAUACAUACACCAAUGCAGACAAGCUCUUGGAGGCUGCAGAGCAGUUGGCUCAGACUGGGGAAUGUGACCCUGAAGAGAUCUAUAAAGCAGCCCGGCAUCUGGAAGUUCGGAUUCAGGACUUUGUCCGGAGGGUGGAACAGAGGAAACUUCUCUUGGACAUGUCAGUCUCCUUCCAUACCCACACCAAAGAGCUGUGGACAUGGAUGGAAGAUCUGCAGAAGGAGCUCUUAGAGGAUGUCUGUGCUGACUCUGUGGAUGCGGUUCAGGAGCUUAUCAAGCAGUUUCAGCAGCAGCAAACAGCCACCCUGGAUGCAACUCUCAAUGUUAUUAAAGAAGGGGAAGAUCUAAUCCAGCAGCUCAGGGACUCUGCUGUUUCCAACAACAAGACCCCCCACAACAGUUCCAUCAGCCACAUCGAAUCUGUCCUUCAGCAGCUCGACGAGGCCCAGGUACAGAUGGAAGAGCUCUUCCAUGAGAGGAAGAUUAAGCUAGACAUUUUCCUUCAGCUCCGGAUUUUUGAGCAGUACACCAUUGAGGUUACAGCAGAGUUGGAUGCUUGGAAUGAGGAUCUGCUGAGGCAAAUGAAUGAUUUCAAUACUGAGGAUCUCACUCUGGCUGAGCAGCGAUUGCAGCGUCACACUGAGCGGAAACUGGCCAUGAACAACAUGACCUUUGAAGUCAUCCAGCAAGGGCAGGACUUGCACCAAUACAUCAUGGAGGUCCAGGCUUCAGGCAUUGAGCUGAUCUGUGAAAAAGACAUUGAUCUUGCAACCCAGGUUCAAGAGCUGCUGGAAUUCCUUCACGAGAAACAGCACGAGCUGGAGCUGAAUGCUGACCAAACUCACAAGAGGUUAGAGCAGUGCCUGCAGCUCCGGCACCUCCAGGCUGAGGUCAAGCAGGUGCUUGGCUGGAUCAGGAACGGGGAGUCGAUGCUCAACGCCAGCCUGGUCAAUGCCAGCUCCCUCUCGGAGGCUGAGCAGCUCCAGCGAGAGCACGAGCAGUUCCAGCUGGCAAUAGAGUCCCUCUUUCAUGCCACUUCCUUACAGAAGACACACCAGAGUGCCCUGCAGGUCCAGCAGAAGGCCGAAGUGUUGCUGCAGGCUGGACAUUAUGAUGCUGAUGCCAUCAGAGAAUGUGCUGAGAAGGUGGCCCUGCACUGGCAGCAGCUGAUGCUGAAGAUGGAGGACAGGCUCAAACUCGUCAAUGCCUCUGUGGCCUUUUAUAAAACCUCUGAGCAGGUGUGCAGCGUGUUAGAGAGUCUGGAGCAGGAGUACAGACGGGAUGAAGACUGGUGUGGAGGCCGAGAUAAACUUGGGCCAGCAGCUGAGAUAGACCAUGUCAUCCCUCUGAUCAGCAAACAUCUGGAACAGAAGGAGGCUUUUCUCAAGGCCUGCACCCUGGCCCGGAGGAACGCCGAGGUAUUCCUCAAGUACAUCCACAGGAACAACGUCAGCAUGCCCGGGGUGGCCAGCCACACCAGAGGGCCCGAGCAGCAGGUCAAAGCCAUUCUGAGCGAGCUGUUGCAGAGGGAGAAUCGGGUCCUUCACUUCUGGACCCUGAAGAAGAGGAGAUUAGAUCAGUGCCAGCAAUAUGUUGUCUUUGAGCGCAGUGCCAAGCAGGCCUUAGACUGGAUCCAAGAAACAGGCGAAUAUUACCUCUCUACUCACAACUCCACAGGGGAAUCAGCAGAAGAAACUCAGGAACUCCUGAAAGAAUAUGGAGAAUUCAGAGUACCUGCCAAACAAACAAAGGAGAAAGUGAAGCUUCUCAUCCAGCUGGCUGACAGCUUUGUAGAAAAAGGACACAUACACGCCACUGAAAUUAGGAAGUGGGUCACCACCGUAGACAAGCGCUACCGGGACUUCUCUCUCAGGAUGGGGAAAUACCGUUACUCCCUGGAAAAAGCCCUUGGAAUCAACCCAGAGGAUAACAAAGACCUAGAACUAGAUAUCAUUCCAGCAAGUCUUUCAGACCGGGAGGUAAAGCUGCGAGAUGCAAAUCAUGAAGUCAAUGAAGAGAAAAGGAAGUCAGCCAGAAAGAAAGAAUUCAUUAUGGCUGAGCUGCUGCAGACAGAAAAAGCUUAUGUCAGGGAUUUACAUGAAUGUUUAGAGACUUACCUUUGGGAAAUGACAAGUGGAGUGGAAGAAAUACCAGCUGGGAUCCUUAAUAAAGAACACAUCAUCUUUGGCAAUAUUCAGGAGAUCUAUGACUUCCAUAACAACAUUUUUCUAAAGGAGCUGGAGAAAUAUGAACAACUGCCUGAGGAUGUGGGCCACUGCUUUGUCACCUGGGCAGAUAAAUUUCAGAUGUAUGUGACCUACUGCAAAAACAAGCCUGACUCCAACCAGCUCAUCCUGGAACAUGCAGGGACUUUCUUUGAUGAAAUCCAGCAAAGACAUGGGCUGGCCAACUCCAUCUCUUCUUAUUUAAUCAAGCCUGUCCAGAGGAUCACAAAAUACCAACUCCUGCUGAAGGAACUGCUGACCUGCUGUGAGGAGGGCAAAGGGGAGCUGAAGGAUGGUCUGGAAGUGAUGCUCAGUGUCCCAAAGAAGGCCAAUGAUGCAAUGCACGUCAGCAUGCUGGAAGGGUUUGAUGAGAACCUUGAUGUCCAGGGAGAGCUGAUUCUUCAGGAUUCCUUCCAAGUGUGGGAUCCCAAGUCUCUCAUUCGGAAAGGCCGUGAGAGGCAUUUGUUUCUCUUUGAAAUCUCUUUGGUGUUUAGCAAAGAGAUCAAAGAUUCUUCAGGACACACAAAAUAUGUUUACAAGAACAAGUUACUGACCUCAGAACUGGGAGUGACUGAACAUGUUGAAGGAGAUCCCUGCAAAUUUGCUUUGUGGUCUGGACGAACACCAUCCUCAGACAAUAAAACAGUGCUGAAAGCAUCCAGUAUUGAAACGAAACAGGAAUGGAUCAAAAAUAUCCGGGAAGUUAUUCAAGAAAGGAUCAUUCAUCUGAAAGGAGCUCUGAAAGAGCCCAUUCAGCUCCCCAAGACACCAGCAAAGCAGAGAAACAACAGCAGAAGAGAUGGGAUAGAUGAUGCAGACAGCCAAGGGGAUGGCAGCAGUCAACCUGACACCAUUUCCAUUGCCUCCAGGACAUCACAGAACACAGUGGACAGUGAUAAGCAUUUCGUCUACGGCAGAGACACAGGACAGUUGUCUGGAGGGUGUGAACUAACUGUGGUGCUCCAGGACUUUACAGCGGGCCACAGCAGCGAGCUGAGCAUUCAGGUGGGGCAGACAGUGGAGCUGCUGGAGAGGCCCAGCGAGAGGCCAGGCUGGUGUUUGGUCCGGACCACGGAGAGGAGCCCACCUCAGGAGGGUCUGGUCCCCAGCAGCGCUCUCUGCAUUUCCCAUUCCCGCAGCAGUGUGGAGAUGGAUUGCUUCUUCCCUUCAGGAAAAGACGCAUACUCGGUCUCUGCCAACGACAACGGGGGCAAGUCUGACUCGGUGGCCAACUUACAGCCUCAGCCAUCCCUCAACUCCAUCCAGAGCUCUCCGGGCCCCAAGCGCUCCACCAACACCCUGAAAAAAUGGUUGACCAGUCCCGUGCGCCGCCUGAACAGCGGGAAGACCGAGAGCCACAUCAAGAAACAGAAGAAGGUGCGAGAUGGCAGGAAGAGCUUUGACCUUGGCUCACCAAAGACUGGAGAUGAAACCACUCCUCAAGGAGACAGCGCAGAUGAGAAGAGCAAGAAGGGUUGGGGAGAAGAUGAACCAGAUGAAGAGUCUCACACACCUCUUCCUCCUCCCAUGAAGAUUUUUGACAAUGAUCCAACCCAAGAUGAUAUGUCCUCUUCUUUGCUAGCUGCUCGACAGAGCUCCUCCGAUGUCCCAACUGCUGCGGAUCUUGUCAGUGCAAUAGAAAAGUUGGUCAAAACUAAGCUGACCCUCGAAGGAGGAUCUUACCGAGGAGGCUUAAAAGAUGCCACUGGCUGCUUAAAUGAAGGAAUGACGCCUUCAACUCCCCCACGAAACCUUGAAGAGGAACAAAAAGCGAAAGCAAUGAGAGGCAGGAUGUUUGUCUUAAAUGAGCUGGUGCAGACUGAAAAAGACUACGUCAAAGACUUGGGAAUUGUUGUGGAGGGCUUCAUGAAGAGGAUGGAAGAAAAAGGAGUUUCUGAAGAUAUGAAAGGGAAAGACAAAAUUGUAUUUGGCAAUAUUCACCAGAUCUAUGACUGGCACAAAGACUUUUUCCUGGGUGAACUGGAAAAAUGUCUUCAAGAACCUGAGCGUUUAGCACAGCUUUUUAUUAAGCAUGAGCGGCGAUUGCACAUGUAUGUGGUGUAUUGCCAAAACAAGCCCCGCUCUGAGUAUAUAGUAGCUGAGUAUGAAACGUACUUUGAGGAGGUUCAGCAGGAAAUAAGCCAACGGCUGACCAUCAGUGACUUUCUGAUUAAACCCAUUCAAAGAAUAACUAAAUACCAGCUUCUUCUCAAGGUGAGUGAAAAAUACAGUUUGGAUUUAACUCUACAUAUCAGCAUAUCACAGUGGGUCAGGGUUUGUAAUGUUGGUGCCUUGUCUGCUUCCCAGGGCAAGCUGACAGCUCAAGGCAAGCUGCUGCAGCAGGACACCUUCUACGUGACGGAGCAGGAUUCCGGGGUUCACUCUCGGCCCAAGGAGCGCAGGGUGUUUCUCUUUGAGCAAAUAGUUAUCUUCAGUGAGCUCCUGAGAAAAGGGUCUCUAACACCAGGCUACAUGUUCAAGAAGAGCAUAAAGAUGAACUACCUUAUCAUUGAAGAAAAUGUGGACAAUGAUCCCUGCAAGUUUGCUCUAAUGAGCCGGGAAACAUCAGAGCGAGUCAUUUUGCAGGCAGCUAAUCCAGAAAUUCAACAAGCUUGGGUACAGGACAUCAACCAGGUCCUGGACACACAACGAGAUUUCCUAAAUGCGCUGCAGUCGCCCAUCGAGUACCAGCGCAAGGAGAACAGCUCGGCGGUGCUGCGGCCCCAGGCCGGCAGGGUCCCUCAGCCCAACACCCGGCCCCAUUCCUCUAUUCCAGUAGGGUCUGAGAAGCCUUUGAAGGCUACAAGCCGUAACCCAUCUCUCCCACCCCUGAAGAUAUCUACCUCCAAUGGCAGCACAGGGUAUGAGCACUCACAGCCCGGAGACAAGUAUGAACAAAGCAAGACUGAUUUGGGAGGGUGCAAUGGGACCUCUUCCAUGGUGGUGAUUAAAGAUUACUAUGCACUGAAGGAGGAUGAGAUCUGUGUGAAUCAAGGAGAGGUGGUUCAGAUCCUUGCUAUCAACCAGCAGAACAUGUUCCUGGUGUACCAGCCUGCAAACGACCACUCUCCAGCUGCUGAAGGAUGGAUCCCUGGCAGUAUCUUGGCUCCCCUCCCUAAAUCCACUACAGAUAAUAGCGAUGGAAGCAUCAAGAAGUCAUGUUCAUGGCAUACCCUGCGCAUGAGAAAGCGGGCGGAAAAGGAGAGCAGUGGCAAAAAUGAAGCCAAUGGGCCACGUAAAUCCAAGGAUAUUCUGGGGAACAAAGUCUCUGUUAAAGAGACAAACAGCUCAGAGGAAUCAGAGUGUGAUGACCUUGACCCCAAUACUAGUAUGGAGAUAAUCAACCCCAAUUUCAUCCAAGAAGUGGCUCCAGAGUUUCUUGUGCCACUAGUGGACAUCACCUGCCUGCUUGGGGACACAGUGAUGCUGCAGUGCAAAGUCUGUGGGCGACCCAAACCAACUAUAACCUGGAAAGGACCAGACCAAAACAUUCUAGACAAUGACAACAGCACGGCCACUUACACGGUGUCAUCCUGUGACUCGGGAGAGCUCACCUUGAAGAUCUGCAACCUGAUGCCUCAGGACAGUGGCAUCUACACCUGUGUGGCAACCAAUGAACACGGAACCGCAUCGACCUCUGCAACUAUCAAAGUCCAAGGUGUGCCAGCUGCCCCAAACCGCCCCAUUGCUCAGGAGAGAAGCUGCACCUCUGUGAUCCUGCGCUGGCUACCCCCAACCAGCACAGGCAAUUGCACCAUUUCAGGCUACACGGUGGAGUACAGAGAAGAAGGCUCACAGGUCUGGCAGCAGUCAGUAGCCUCCACUUUGGACACGUACCUGGUCAUUGAGGACCUGUCCCCAGGCUGCCAGUACCAGUUCCGAGUGAGUGCCAGCAACCCCUGGGGGAUCAGCUUGCCCAGCGAGCCCUCCGAGUUCGUGAGGCUCCCGGAGUACGACUCUGCUGCCGAUGGUGCCACUAUUUCAUGGAAGGAAAACUUUGACCUUGCCUAUGCAGAGCUGCAUGAGAUUGGGAGGGGUCGAUUCUCCAUAGUAAAGAAAUGUGUCCACAAAGCCACCCGGAAAGAUGUUGCUGUAAAAUUCAUCAGUAAAAAAAUGAAAAAGAAAGAGCAGGCAGCACAUGAAGCAGCUUUGUUACAACACUUACAGCAUCCUCAGUACAUCACGAUCCAUGAUACUUACGAGUCUCCUACUUCUUACAUCCUAGUUUUGGAACUGAUGGAUGACGGUCGUCUCUUAGAUUACCUGAUGAACCACGAUGAGCUUAUGGAGGAAAAGGUGGCCUUCUAUAUAAGAGACACUAUGGAAGCCUUGCAGUACCUCCACAACUGCAGAGUGGCUCACUUGGACAUAAAGCCAGAAAAUCUGCUCAUUGAUUUGAGAAUCCCAGUGCCUCGUGUCAAGAUCAUUGAUUUGGAAGAUGCAGUCCAGAUCACAGGUCAUUACCAUGUCCACCACCUCCUUGGAAACCCGGAGUUUGCAGCCCCUGAAGUUAUCCAAGGCCUUCCAGUCUCCCUGAGCACGGAUAUCUGGAGCAUUGGGGUCCUCACCUACGUCAUGUUAAGUGGUGUCUCUCCAUUCCUGGAUGAAAGCAAAGAGGAGACUUGUAUCAACGUGUGUAGAGUGGAUUUCAGCUUCCCACACGAGUACUUCUCCGAUGUGAGCCACGCCGCCAGGGAUUUCAUCAACGUUAUGCUCCAGGAAGACUUCAGGAGAAGGCCGACAGCAGCCACUUGUUUACAGCAUCCGUGGCUGCAACCGCACAAUGGCAGCUAUUCCAAGAUCCCACUGGAUACCUCCCGCUUGGCGUCCUUCAUCGAGCGCCGCAGGCACCAGUACGAUGUGCACCCGGUCCCCAGCGUCAAGAGCUUCCUGCUGAGCAGGAUGAACCCGGGCACGUAGUGUCCCAUCCACGGGAUCCCACCCUGCUGCUCCUGAGCCGUGUGCCGGGAGCGCCGCCGGGAGCACGCGGAUCCGCCUGUACAUAUCCCAUGUUCGGUUUGCAUUUCACCAACUGCAGGGUGGGAAUCACUGCAGACAUGGCAAUGGGACCAAGGCAAAGAGGGUGACAGCAACGGGGACAUGCUCCCUCUCUCGGGGCACAUGGUACUGCCACGUCCACUGCCAAACAAGGACUGCAGGAAGCAAACUGGGAAUGACAGCCAAACUUGCAGUUGCCUUAAUCUUUGUGAGGCAGCCUUAUAAGAAAUCUCCUUGAACUUGCUGAACUGAAUUCAAAAUGUACAGAAGACUAGAAGUAGAAUAAUAGGGGGGGAAGUGAGACCAGCUGACCUUAGCACGUACUGCAGAACUGGACUGGUCAGUUUUUGCUGAAAUCAUUGCAAGCCUGCUCCAGGUUAUCAGUCAUAUUUCUCAUGCCCCAUAUGCCCAGGUCUGCCAUGAUUUCAGUGGGGACUUUGCCUGCAUAGGACAUGCAAGAUCAGGCUCCAGUCACUGCUGGAUCAGCUCCCAUGGUGGUGUGGCUCAGGAACACUCGUGUUGCGUGGUAGUGCUCAGACCAAAAUCCUCCAUUAAGGCCCUGCUUGGGCUUUCUGCUGUGUUAAGUCAACGUGCAGCACCUUUCAGAGCUACGAUUAAGGCAAUGAAUUCACUGGAGCAUACAGCUGGUUCUGACUAAGCACAAUGGGACUAUGGUGGGUUUUUUAAAAGCAUUUUAUACACAUUGUACAGAAAUCUUUUGCAAAACCUGUGCAUUGAGAAAAGGCAGAGUCCAAUUUUUGCAGUAUCUGUAAACUAGAUGAUGAUGGUGAUGAAGACAAUUUUUUCUAUCACAGGUUUUCAGUAUACAUAUAUUGUAUCAUAGAUAUAAAUAUAUAUAAAUAUAAAGGAUCCUGUUCCAUUUCUAGCUUCAGAAUGGCCCAAAGUCCAUCUAAGCCUUUCAGAGUGCAGUAGGAGUGGUGAGUUCAUUCUUGUGCUUACAGCUUGAAAAUCGUUUUCAGUGUUUAAAGCAUGUCAUUUGUUUCAUUUCCAAACUUGUAAAUAUCUCUCAGCCACCAUCAGCACCUCAUAACCAAAGCAUUCAUGAGGAUAUUUUUAUGUCCAAAGCCUAAUUUGUAAUAAAAAAUAAUAUUCACAAUUAAAACAUUUCUCUCUUGCAAGCCAAGUUGCAACAUCAUCAUAUUGAUGUUACAGUGACAGAGCCAGCCUUAAGUGUAACCAACAUAGGGAGUCUGCAGUGACAAAUCAGCAGUUUGUAGGUUGGCCAAAUCUUCCUUUCCAGAAAUGGGACUGGAAGGGAAAACCAUCUGGGACUUCCCCAUCCUACUGCCACACCACAAAGCUCUACAGCCUUGUAGGGUUACAGUCAAAGAGAUUUUUUUUCCCCUGGCAUGUGGAGACUUUGUCUCGGUGCUGAGUACCAUUUGUGUGUCUGUAAUGGGAGAUGGCAGUUGUUACCAAAGGUUUUCCUAAGGAAAAGGGCUUGAUCCGACCACGUGUGCUCAUACAGACUCUCUGGUAAGGGAGAGAGUCAAAUCUCAUUUACCAUCUGAGUAACUGCACUGUGAGCCUGCAGGAGCAAGCGCUGUCUCUGCCAGUGGGUGGUGGAGAUACCCUGCAAGUACUGUUAAAUUCUCAGGGCUCUGAUAGCCCUUUUUUGAUCCACCUCCAAGCUCCCCUUCACAGCAGGGAGGAGACCUGGCCCUUCUCUUUGUGCUUGCUCUAUCACUACACCAGAGUGGUCAGUAUUUUGUUAGCGGAGAAGAGGCACAGCAAAAACCCUCAGCGCUCAGGACUGAGUGUGUGCAACAAAGAACAGCCCUUGAAAUGGGGAAGCCACAGGCAGAGGGUGAGCCCAGGGGCCUCAGCAGAGCCAGAAGCAGUUCUGUGAGAGAUCUGAUACAGGGAGGGAGUGUGGAAAGGUUUGAAAGAGACAAGUGUUCACAGAAGGUUAAGCUUUUUGAAAAUCAUCUAGAACCUGUCUCAGUUCCUGUGUAGAGCAGCAGCUGAUUUUCUAAGCAAUCCAGCAGCACCUCCUAGAUAAAGACCAGACUCUCAGAGCAACAGUGCAAAGUAUGCAAUUUCUUAGCAACUGAAUACAGACAGCAGUCAAGGGGGUCUCUAAUUACCACCAGCCUCAGGUACUUUCUCACUACAGGACUGUCUGUAAUUCUUCCUAUUUGUCAAAGCUGGCUCUUUGUGCUCUGAUUGUGCUGCCCUUAAAAAAAUGUUUGUGGAAGUGUGGUCUGUAAAACCCACAGCUUUAAUUAGGCCCAUGGGUACAGUUUGAGCCACAAGCUUUCUGCUUGGCAUUAAUACAAACAAAUUCUCGUGUAUCACAUGAAAUUUGGAGUUAUUUAGCAUUUUGUUUUUCUAGAUCCUGCAUUCAUAUGUCAAAGUACAACAGCAGACCCUUUGAAUGCACAGGGGGGAAAAGCCAGACUGUUUAAGGUAAUAUUUAAGCCUCUCAUUGCUAUCAAAUAAUAGAAAAGAAAACCCAAAAGGCUGAAAGAGAGAUGAUAUAUGAUUAGGUAUUGGUGCUCAAAUUCAAAAAAGACUCCUUGUUGAGAGAGCUGGAGGUCCUGAAUUCUGAAGACGUUGAAUGUUGUGGGGUCACUUUCUUUUGUGGUUUUGCUUUUUCCAUAUUCAUGUUAGAACACCUCUUCCUGGACACCAUUCUUCUUACAGCCCAUUCAGGAAUACUUGAACCAGUUAAAACUUCCAUAAAACAUUUGUAAUUACCAAUCGUUCUUGCUUUUGCCUGAAUAAUACCGAGUUGACAUGCAAUAUUGCCAUUUGAUAAAUGCAGAGGAAGUAUCCUGACUUCACUCUUUCAAAGUGUUUUUCAGCCAUCCUGUGGUGCCUCUGCAGAUACAACAGGUCCUGUAACUCUGUUGAAAACCAUAACUCCAUUUUAAAGAGAUUACAGAAGCUGAGUAAGUAGGCCUGGAGUGCAUCUGCUGAGUAAGAAGCACCACAGCCAACCCCCUGUGUAGCAUUCUCCAGUGACUGGAUUUUUUGGUGCAGGAAAUAUUGUCUGUAACAAACACAGUUUCUCAGUGAAGUUCCCCAGAGAAUAUCUGACCCCAAGGGGAAGAUUUCCACCUGCAGCUGUGUACCACUCAGGGUAUUCCCAAGAUGGCUUGAAAAUGUGGUGGUAGCUGCACCCUUUAGCUCCUCCAGCAGCUUCCAGCCAUCCAGGAUGGACAGGAAUCCUCAAACAGUGCACCACAAGCUGUGUGUGGAGUGGCACUGUGCACACAGCCACUGCCAUCAGACAUCUCCACAGUGCUCUUACUCUGCUCUGACUUCAAAAUGUGGCUCACAGUGUCCCCAGGUGCUGGCUGACAGCAGGGCAGCAGCGAAGGUGCUGGUGACCCAGAGCCCAGACGCAGGGACAUGGGGGGCUCCUUUUUUAAGAUGGAUUCAUUUAAUGAAUGUGCAAUGAGAAAUUAACUCACCUCUCUCUCUGCUCCACUUGGAGCAGCCAGGCCAGGGCAGGAAUUCUGCUGGCCAGUGUAAACUGCCAGCCCCCAUCAGGUGUUGCUGCCCUGGGGGAUGCCCCAUGUACCCCCAGGCUGCCAAGCCCCCUGUGCAUGGCACUGUUGGGGUGACACAGCCAGUGCAGGCUGGUAGACUUCAGUAUUUAAAGCAGUCCAGGCUUUAAAAUUUAUAAUAUAUCUCUCUUUUCUCAGUGAUACCAACAAUUCAUUUAGUCUUCCUGCCCUUUCUUUUUAAAAGACUACGGAUUGGGUUUUUCCAGUAACAUGUAUCUUUUUACUCCUAAGUUAAUGCUGAGACAAAGUCUGUGCCCUCAGCUGACCCUGAGGCUGUGGCUUCAGUGGAGUUCAUCAGCAUUUCUGACAAUGCUAUUGGGCCUGUGCUGCAAAUACUGUGCAUAAAGGCUGAAUGCAGAACCACACAUUAUAACCUGACUAUAUAUAACCCUAUUUUAAUACCCUUGCAAUGAGGGGACUGUGUCAAGUAAGCUAAGGUAAUAUAAAUUUCAGAGACAGAUGUAAAGGCUUCUCUGUGCACAUAAAGCUCUAGCAGAAAAUUUACAUGCACAGGGGCUCACCACCUUUGUUUGUUCUUGUUUCUUUCACAGCAGAGGUGGAUUCUCCUCUAACACAGGGCUUGGGUUUAUUUUUGAGCUCAUUCACUCAUGUCCCAUCAGAAAAUGGUGCUUUCCCAAGGAAACAAAAUCAAAUCCCAUUUUACUAGGCUGACUGCACACUGCCAUCAAGUGAUGUACUCUCGUUCUGGGAUCUGUAUAGUGCUGAGUGUUUCCAUAGCGUCAGGAUGCUGAAUGUUUGCUGUAACUGUAGUCUUUAUUAUGGAGCUAGUGAAAAACCAACAUCUCUACUCAAGCCAUAUUUCACCUUCAUGUCCAACUUCUGAUGCUGGUGCUUUUACUUCUCUUUCUACCAAACUGUUCAACACUGCUCUGCCACUGAGGUCAAUUUGCUGAUAACUUUUGGAAAGCAAAUGCAAUAGCAAGUGCAAAAAAAAAAAAAUCAAUCUCAGACUUAUUCACCGAGAUAAGAGCAAACAGUUGGAACGUAUUGAUGCUUUUCAAUUCUAGCAACAAUCCACUGAAGGAGGAAAAAAGAAACAGUAUUGCUAACAGCUCAGCAUUUUCAAGGUGCAAAGUAAUUCCACAGCCUUAAUUAUUUCAGUGUAUUGCUGGUCUGCCUUAAAUGUAUCUUCAGUUUUAUUGCGGAUUUCAUUUGUAUGCACACAAUGUUGGUUUGUAAAGGCAGGUUUGUAAAUAUUUCCUUUGUAAGUCUGAUCACUCAUGUGUACUGUUGUGAGGUGACUACUUGCUGUCCCAUGUUGUUGUUACUAUACUGCAGUAUAUAUGAUCAUCUACAGAUGUAGCUUCGACCUGUACAUCUCCUGUCCUUGCAUUCCCAUAAAUAGAGUAUACUAAAGACUCCGUUUCUGGGCUUUUUUUGAUUAAAUAAAAUUAUUCCAA
Passer montanus (Eurasian tree sparrow) is the source of this 14221-nucleotide messenger RNA. RefSeq names its product kalirin RhoGEF kinase (gene KALRN). Gene Ontology annotation, cellular component: cytoplasm. The transcript has 59 exons. Gene Ontology annotation, molecular function: protein binding; ATP binding; guanyl-nucleotide exchange factor activity. Gene Ontology annotation, biological process: protein phosphorylation. Bases 271 to 9186 code for a protein of 2971 amino acids. The record is from RefSeq and is a predicted model, not a curated record. NCBI's taxonomy places the organism in Eukaryota, Metazoa, Chordata, Aves, Passeriformes, Passeridae.